CGUCGGCUCGGCAUGCGCCGCAGCGCCCGGGAACAAACAUGGCCCGGCGGAGCCCGCCGCGCAACGGUGUCGGCGGCCACGACUUUGACUCCAAGAAGAAAAGAAAAGUGGCAGAAAUUUACCAGGCCCUGAACAGCGACCCUAUUGAUGUGGCAGCGCUGAGGCGAAUGGCCAUCAGUGAAGGAGGGCUGCUGACCGAUGAGAUCCGCUGCAAAGUGUGGCCAAAGCUGCUGAGUGUGAACACAGAUGACCUGCCCCCCCUGCCAGCAGGAAAGGAGCUGCGGGAGGGCAAUAAGGAUUACCAGCAGGUGUUACUGGACGUACGGCGCUCCCUGCGGCGCUUCCCACCAGGGAUGCCGGAUGACCAGAGAGAGGGGCUGCAGGAGGAGCUCAUUGACAUCAUCCUCCACGUCCUGAAGCGCAACCCGCAGCUGCACUACUACCAGGGCUACCACGACAUCGUGGUCACUUUCCUCCUGGUGGUUGGGGACAGGUUGGCCACAGCUCUGGUGGAGAAGCUCUCGACGCAUCAUCUCAGGGAUUUUAUGGACCCAACAAUGGAUAAUACCAAGCACAUUUUGAAUUACCUGAUGCCCAUCAUAGACCAGGUGAACCCUGAGGUGCAUGACUUCAUGCAGAGUGCGGAGGUGGGAACCAUCUUUGCUCUCAGCUGGCUCAUCACGUGGUUUGGGCACGUUCUGUCUGACUUCAGGCACGUCGUGCGAUUAUACGACUUCUUCCUGGCUUGCCAUCCACUGAUGCCCAUUUAUUUUGCUGCUGUGAUUGUGCUUUACCGGGAGCAGGAAGUUCUGGACUGCGAGUGCGACAUGGCCUCGGUGCACCACCUCCUGUCCCAGAUCCCACAGGACCUUCCUUAUGAGACUCUGAUCAGCAGAGCAGGGGACCUUUUUGUUCAGUUUCCUCCAUCUGAGCUCGCCAGGGAGGCGGCACAGCAGCAGGCUGAGCGGACCGCGGCUUCCACGUUUAAGGACUUUGAGUUGGCAUCAGUGCAACAGAGACCAGACACUGUGUUGAGACAGCGCUUCAGGGAGAGGCUCCGAGGGGAGGAGCGGACAAAAUCCAUUUUGACAAAGCCAAGGACCAACCGUUUUGUCAAGCUGGCAGUGAUGGGGCUGACGGUGGCACUGGGAGCAGCUGCCCUGGCUGUGGUGAAGAGUGCACUGGAGUGGGCACCCAAGUUUGAACUACAGAUUUUCCCCUGACGCCAAAGGAAGUGCUUACCUUGUCGUCACAUCCCACGUCGACACAGAAUGAUGUUUGGAAGGACGUGUCUGGAAACAACCUGUCUCAAGAGUUUUCUGUUCUUGCUGCGUCCCGUGAUGCUCUUGGCCUUUGUGACAGAGACUGAUGGGAACCAGUCCAGCAGGAUUGUUCCCCACACCGACACUCACCUCGUUUUCUCCUCCCCAUGCAGGGGCAAGCAGGUGGACGCUGCCACUGUACGGAUGAGUCUGACUUCCAGCCUUGUGCAAGUGACCACGAGUGGUGAGCUGUGCGUGGGCUGUGCUGAGGCAAUCCUGCUUCCUCUGUUGGGAAGUGAGGAGGUGCUGGGAGUGGGAGUGAGGGCAGGUGCUCACCUAGGGGGGAGUGUCAGGGCAGGGUUUGGCCUGCUUAGUGGUGAGAGGCUUGUACGUGCUCCUGUGGAAUAGAGGAGCCCUCUGGCUCUGUAUCACUCUGGCUGCCAGGGCAGCCUGCCUUCUCCAUUUGCAUUCACCAGUGCUCUGACCCCCUUCUCUUUCCUUACAGGCAGCCUCUCAGUAGAACCAAACCUGUACCAAGCCCCUGUCAGCACCCCGCCGUGAGGUCAUCUCCAAUGCAUAACAAUUUGUGAUUCCACUGUCUUGUUUGUGGACUGGUCAGCUUGCAGGGGACAGGUCUGGCGGGGUCCUCUGCUGGCAACAGCAGCACAGUCGUGUUAUCAGGUCAGUGAGGUGAUGAAGGCGUUGUUCAUCCUGCCUGUGUCAGAUCCCAUCACCACAAGCAUUAGCAGAGCCGUUAACGCUGCUCAUUUUCACAGCUCUGGGAGCAGACUCCAAAGUGGAGAAUGGCUUUUUUUUUACACUUAGAAACAGUUUGCACAGGACAAAAAAGUCUGCUGCAGACAUCUGUCAUAAUUCACCCCCACGAGCUGAUCAGAUUCUGUGACACCCCUCAGAAUAACACAGAUGAGGGGUUUCCCAGAAAGGCCACCCCAGUGCUGCAUGCCCCACCUGGCCCAGCCUUGCUGCUCCCUGCCUGCUAAGAAAGCUCAGCAGCAAAUUCUGCUCUAAGAGCUCCAUAUCCACUGACACAAAGCCAACAGACACUCUAUGCCUCUACCUCCCCCCUGAACUGCUAAACCUCCCACAAGUGCCCUUACCUGCCCCGACUGGUUCCCACCCAGCUGCCUGCCCCUGCUGUCUUGUGCCCAAAGAGUUGUAGAUUUCUGGUUAUAGAAGGAAGCUCAUGCCCUGCAAGGCUCAGCACCCUCCUGUCCCUGACCACCUGUGUGCAAAUUCAUCACCGCAUCCAUGCAAGUUUUGGAUUGCUCCGUGGGCCCUCGCUCUGUGGCACAGGUAGGGAAGCAGGACCUGGUCCCUCAUCUGUGUUGGCAUCUCCUGGCUGUGCCACUUACUGGUGCCAACACCAGGGCUCUCUCUGCCUCUCCUGAGGGCUGGUGGCAGCCUGUGUGGCUGUUUCCGUGGCUGAAGGCAGAGUGCUUUCCUGCACGUAUGGGGGGACUGGCAGUAUGGGGCAGCAGCAGCCUCUGCCAAGGCAGUAACAGUGAGGGAAACAGGCUGUGACUUUGCACUUUAGAAAUUUGUGGUACCAGAGUUUGUGGUGGCUGUGCCACGAGCUGGAGGUGCUGCUGGGGGUCCCCUGCCACACCUGGGCAGUGCAGUGCCUGGGUGCCCUCUGCCCCCCCCCCCCCCAGGUGAGGGAUGUGGGGGGCACAGCGCCCUCCUGCAGCCUCCUGCUCUCUGCCCACCGUGCACUUUAGUUCCUGCGUUGCCCAGGGGAAGGGUGAGCGAGGGGGUGGUCUCUUGGGGCGCUCCAGUGACUCUGUACAGACUUAUACAUACCUGUGUAAAUGCAGAUUUGUACAAACCCUAUUGCUGUAAAAUAAACAGUUACUAAACGUUU
Molecule: messenger RNA, 3144 nt
Organism: Lagopus leucura (white-tailed ptarmigan)
Lineage: Eukaryota; Metazoa; Chordata; Aves; Galliformes; Phasianidae
Gene: TBC1D20
Product: TBC1 domain family member 20
Exons: 8
Coding region: 39-1223 (394 amino acids)
Biological process (GO): positive regulation of GTPase activity; endoplasmic reticulum to Golgi vesicle-mediated transport
Cellular component (GO): endoplasmic reticulum membrane
Molecular function (GO): GTPase activator activity
Source: RefSeq, a predicted model, not a curated record